AUGGAAAAUUCUCCUUCGACUGUCAGACGGCACCGGAAUCCACUAUGGAGUCGAAUGCCAGAUGAGCUUGAAAGGGACGUGCGCGGAUUCCACAAGCGAGUUCAACUAGAAGACGUCGUAGAUGUCGAUCUACUUAUUCGAGGAGCACGUAUAGCUCAAAAUCCGACAAAUCUCGCGAUUCCCGGUUUGACGAAGUCAGAAAAGAAGGCUCUGGUGGCCGAGAAAACUUCUGAAUUCUUCCAGCAAUCCAAAGAUCUCAAGGUUACAAUACUAACAACUGCGUGUGCUGCAAUCACACAGGGGUGGCAGCAGUCAUCCAUAAAUGCUAGUUCAAACUUCUGGAAAUGCGCCUUUGGUCAGGAGCACAAUGAACUACUGGCCGGGCUGAUUGAUGCGGCCCCAUGGCUAUCUGGCAGUAUAAUAGGGGCAUGGUUGAGCGAUCCUCUACAAGAGGGAAAAUACGGUCGACGACCUGCACUUUUUGUGUCUGCUGUAUUCUGCGCCGCGUGUGUGCUAGGAAGCGCUCGGUGCGAAACAUGGCAGCAGCUGCUGGCGUGCCGUUUACUUCUCGGAAUAGGGAUCGGAGCAAAAGCGUCAAUCGCCCCUGUAUUUGCGGCUGAAGCAGCAGUUGACCAUCUCAGAGGCCGACUUCUAAUGAUGUGGCAGGUGUUUGAUACUUUUGGAAUAUUUCUCGGCUUUGCUGUUGUUUGGAUUGUUGACCACAACUGGAGGAUCGUCUUAGGAUCAGCUGCGAUACCCGCCAUCGUCCUCUUAUUCCUCGUGUUUGCCUGUCCCGAGUCUCCUCGAUUCCUCAUUCGAACAAACAACUAUCAAAAGGCUUAUGAAAGUCUCCGCCAUCUCCGUGGAACGGACAUUCAAGCUGCACGAGAUCUGUAUUAUAUACACAGUCAGCUACAGACAGAAACCGAACUGUUGCUGGAAACUCCUCCGGGAAAUUGGUACAGUCGCGAGGCCUACCAGGAGGUUUUGAGGAAUAUGACCUUUUUCCAGCGAGUCAAAGCUCUCUGGACUAAGCCACGAAACCGCAGGGCUUGUCUGACUGCGUUUCUGGUUAUGGCAGCACAACAGUUCUGUGGGAUUAAUGUGGUUUCUUUCUACUCGUCUAUGCUCUUUGGUACGCUAUCUGCAAAAAAUAGCGUAGACUCGUGUCCCUCGGGAAAGCCCGGAUUCACGGCAGAAGAUGCUAAAACGGCCUGGCUGAACUUUGGAUUCGGUCUCGCAAACUUCCUCUUUACACUCCCGGCUUACAGGUACAUUGACUGGCGCGGUCGUCGAUUCCUCCUCCUCAUUUCUUUAGGGGGGAUGUUUUUCUCCCUCCUGGCUAUAAGCCUUUUUCUCCGCAUACACGACGCCAAUGUCCGCCUUGGACUGGUUGCCACCUUUACAAUUGGCUUCUUUACCUUCUUCUAUGGGAUCGGGGCCGGACCAGUCCCGUUUACUCUAUCUGCCGAGGUGUUUCCCCUCGCGUUCCGCGAAGUCGGAAUGUCCUUUAGCGUCAUGGUCAAUUUCCUCGGAUUAGGGCUUUUGGUUCUCUUUGUCCCGAAGCUGAUCACUGCGUUUGGGGGAAAGGAUCCAAGCGAUGCUACCGGACAAUCGAACCUACUGUUUCUGUUCACGGGACUGAAUGUGUUUGCCUUUGUGCUUGUGUUUCUAUUUGUCCCCAGCGGUCUGGCCAGAGUCAACCUCGAGGAGAUGAACUUUAUCUUCAAUACGGAGACCUCCCGCCAUGUCCAGACUCAUUUGGACGGGCUGAAGAGGGUCUGUGGUGGGAAGAACCGACGUGCAGGCUUGGAAUACUCCUUAGAUGAUGUACAUGGGCCUGUUGAGUGA
Aspergillus ibericus CBS 121593 is the source of this 1851-nucleotide messenger RNA. RefSeq names its product MFS transporter. Gene Ontology annotation, cellular component: membrane. Bases 1 to 1851 code for a protein of 616 amino acids. NCBI's taxonomy places the organism in Eukaryota, Fungi, Ascomycota, Eurotiomycetes, Eurotiales, Aspergillaceae. Gene Ontology annotation, molecular function: myo-inositol:proton symporter activity. The record is from RefSeq and is a predicted model, not a curated record. The transcript has 13 exons. Gene Ontology annotation, biological process: transmembrane transport.